Messenger RNA from Chelmon rostratus (copperband butterflyfish), 3962 nucleotides. RefSeq names its product protein O-linked mannose N-acetylglucosaminyltransferase 2 (beta 1,4-) (gene pomgnt2). Gene Ontology annotation, biological process: protein O-linked glycosylation via mannose. The transcript is spliced from 2 exons. Bases 310 to 2118 code for a protein of 602 amino acids. Gene Ontology annotation, cellular component: endoplasmic reticulum. Gene Ontology annotation, molecular function: protein binding; protein O-acetylglucosaminyltransferase activity. Lineage: Eukaryota; Metazoa; Chordata; Actinopteri; Chaetodontiformes; Chaetodontidae. The record is from RefSeq and is a predicted model, not a curated record.
AGAAAGCCCCGGCUGUGUCUCGGAGAAUGUAAUGACUGAACACGCCGUUGUUUUUACCAAUAGACCCAGUAUCCGCCGGUCCUCUUCUUUUCAUUUCCACUACAGCUUGUGUUCCUGCUCAGGACCGUCUCUGCAAUGCACUGAGGCACAGAUGCUGCCUAAAUGAGCUAACCUCUCAACUGUCUUCAAAGACAAAAGCAACAUUUUCACUGAGACCUCAGUCGUUGCCCGGCGGCGGAUGUCUCGUCGCCUGUCUCUGAGGUUGGAGGCCGGUUGGAGUCGGGAGGCGGGUCCUCAGCAGCAGCAGUGAUGCGGGCUUCAGUGGCAGGCUGCAGGAUGAGCGUGGGUGCGCUCCUUAACGGGCUGCUGGUCUCUGUAGUUGCAGCUCUGCUUUGGAAGUAUUCCAAGCUGAGUGAGCAUGCUGCCCUGCUGGAGGAAGAACUGCAUCUCACACGGCAGUCCCAGGAGCUCUCACAGGCCCGUAUCGACUACCAUGUUGCCCUACAGGCUCUUCAGGAACACGGCACACGCAUGGUCUGCACUGGCAAGAUGCACACCGACCGCAUCUGCCGCUUUGACUACCUGUGCUACUGCUCCGAGGCAGAGGAGUUUGUGUUCUUCCACUCCAAUUCUUCUGUCAUGUUGCCUAACCUGGGGUCGAGGCGCUUCCAACCUGCCCUGCUGGAUUUGUCCUCAGUAGAGGAUCACAACACCCAAUACUUCAACUUUUUAGAGCUACCAGCUGCUACUUUAAAAUUUAUGCCCAAGCCUGUGUUUGUGCCAGAUGUGACGCUGAUCCUAAACCGGUUUAAUCCAGACAACCUAAUGCAUGUGUUUCACGAUGACCUGCUCCCAGCCUUCUAUACUAUGAAACAGUAUUCAGAUUUAGAUGAUGAAGCUCGUUUGGUUUUUAUGGAGGGCUGGGGUGAAGGGCCACACUUUGACCUCUACCGACUUCUCAGCAGCAAGCAGCCACUCCUUAAAGAACAGCUUAGGAACUUUGGCAAGCUCAUGUGUUUUACAAAAUCUUACGUUGGCUUGUCCAAGAUGACCACCUGGUACCAGUAUGGUUUUGUUCAGCCACAGGGCCCCAAAGCCAACAUGUUGGUCUCAGGAAAUGAGAUCCGUCAGUUUGCCAGAGCUCUGAUGGAGAAAAUGAAUAUUACAGGGGUGGAGGAGGUGGAGAAGGAUGGAGGGAGUGGUGAAGAUGAUAAGGAGAAAGUGAAGAAGGAUGACUACAUUGUGGUGUUUAGUCGCUCAACAACGAGGCUGAUACUGAAUGAAGCAGAGUUAAUCAUGGCGCUAGCCCAAGAGUUCCAGAUGAGAGUGGUCACGGUGUCUCUGGAGGAACAGUCUUUCCCCAGUAUAGUCCAGGUGAUCAGCGCUGCCACCAUGUUGGUCAGUAUGCAUGGAGCUCAGCUCAUCACCUCACUCUUCCUUCCAAGAGGAGCUGUUGUGGUGGAGCUGUUCCCUUUUGCUGUAAACCCAGAGCAGUACACUCCGUAUAAAACCCUUGCCUCCCUCCCAGGCAUGGACCUUCACUAUGUCUCUUGGAGGAACACCAAGGAGGAGAAUACCAUCACGCAUCCAGACAGACCCUGGGAACAAGGGGGCAUCGCUCACUUGGAGAAGGAGGAGCAAGAGCGAAUACUGUUGAGCAAAGAUGUCCCCAGACACCUGUGCUGCCGCAACCCAGAGUGGCUCUUCCGGAUCUACCAGGACACUUUGGUAGAUAUCCCUUCCUUCCUGGAAGUCGUCAAAGAGGGCAUGAAGACAAAGCCCAACUUGAAGAAGUCAAAGCCGGCCAACACAGUCCACCCGGGCCGGGUCAGAGAACCCCAGUGUCAAACCUCAGUACAAACCACUAAUGAGGCUAAACUCACAGUCUCCUGGCAGAUCCCGUGGAAUCUGAAAUACCUUAAGGUCAGAGAGGUGAAAUACGAGGUGUGGAUCCAGGAGCAGGGAGAGAACACCUACAUGCCUUAUAUCCUUCCCCAGCAGAACUAUACUUUCUCAGAGAACAUUAAGCCCUUCACCACCUACCUGGUGUGGGUCAGGUGUAUCUUCAACAAGAACCUCCUGGGCCCCUUUGCAGAUGUUCUUAUGUGCCGGACUUAGUACAAACACCGUGCCAGUUUGUUGCUGUGCAGUUUUACACAAAAGUUCAGUCAUGCUUGUUCCAGACAAUCAAAUUGGAAAAGUGGACCAUUCGAUUGCAGUCAAAAAUGUGAUAUGGCAUAUCUCUACAGUCCUAGAGCAGGCUGUUGAACUCUUGCACAGUGAUAUUUCUUUGGCCAGCACAGAGAAUAUGGAACAGACUCCUGGAUAACUGCGAAGGACCUGCGAAGGACUUGAAUUACAGAGUCAGAACUCAGUGGCAACAGCCGUAAAUGAGGGGAACAGGGAGAUUUCCUGUACCUAUGAAAGAUACCGGAAUUCAAAUCAGCAAAUUUAUUUAUGUGCAAAAUAAUACAUAACAUGUUUUUUAGUAUUAGUCAAAACACUGGUUCUUUACCUUUUACAGUAUGCAAUAUAGCUUUUAUGUGGCGAGCAAGAGAGAUUUUAGAAUAGCAAGAUUUUUUAUGUUUUCUGACUUGUCCAAUGUCUACUGUGUGUGUGAUACCUGUGUGGCUUAAUUUACCUACCAGUUGUUUAAUUACAUACACUGUUAUUUGCAGAGCCAAAACCAAAGCAACCUUUUCCACAUUGUUUCAGCCAGUCAUGACUCAUGCCAUAUUACUUUCUCAUGUUGUGGAUCUCUCAUACCUCUAAUGUUUGCUAGUAUACUCAGAAACCCUGUCUCUAAGGACAUUGUGAAUUAUUUGUUUAAAGAAGUGUCAAGCAAGAGUUCUCACGAUUGUUACAGCAAUCAAUGUUUUUGACCCUGAAAGCAAACAUUUGUGUAAUUUCUGAAUAAUUUAUGGAGCAUGUUGUGAUGAAAGACACUGUUUUUAACAGGUCUGUCUUCAAAUUGUUCCUUUACAUAUUAUAAAUAUAACAACAAACAAGAAGUGUUAUUUCCACAGUGCCCAGCCACAAAUAAUUUACAUCCAUUUUACUGCAUAAAUAAAUAAUUUUUCUCUAAUUGCCACUAAUUACAACUGUAAUAAUUAUAAUUUCCUGUGGAGAGUGAAUCUAUUAUGCCAGGCUAUAAUUAGUGUAAAGCAGUUUCCUUCCUGUAAGCAGCAGAAUGGUGCUGGACAGUCAGAUUGUACUGCCUUUUCAUUAAGAUAACAAGGUAUCUUGCAGCAUAGGAUUCCACUGCCUUGUGUAAGACUCUUAAUUAAAAUAAAGUUCCCAGCUAUGCGUCUUUUUACUCUCCUCAGAGUCUUUCUAGCUGGUAAGCCGUCUAAUGUUGGAUUUUACUUCCAAAACUGGCCGUCAAAGUUGUUUUUGUGUCUUUUGCUAAUGAAGUGCUGCUUGUUGAUAGCUAGAUUGCAAAAAUGUAUUAUUUAGACACUUGGAGGUGUUACUAUGUGGUAUUAGACAUGUAGCAAGAGAUGGUUUAUGGAAUGGCACAAGUUGGACAAAACACUGCCACCAACAUAUUGUGUUAUAUUGUACCAUUAUUAAGAUGAUGUUAUGUACUGUUCUUAGACUUUAUAUCUGUGACCAGUUCUCUAAACAUUACAUUACCUUCUUUGUAAUGUUUUCACUGCUGGCCAUUAGGAAGCUCCUUGUCCCUUACCUGACAUCUUAAAUUUGCCAUACAUCCUCUUUCUCUCUUUUUCACCUCACUCAUACUUUUUUCCAAAGUUCUCAGAUGCAGUUCUGUUUCUUGAUGCACGUUUAAGAGAUUAUUUGAAGCCAUUGUUGUGUGUGCCGAAUGUGAUGGUUUAGAUAUGUAUGUUUGUAGCAUUGGUUAGAUUUCUGUGUGCCCCUUCCCCACCUCAGUGAAGACAUGCUGUAUGUGCUGAGUGAAAUGAGAGUGUACAAGUCUCUGUUUUUUACAUUAGCAAAUA